Molecule: messenger RNA, 5655 nt
Organism: Ruditapes philippinarum (Manila clam)
Lineage: Eukaryota; Metazoa; Mollusca; Bivalvia; Venerida; Veneridae
Product: sodium-dependent glucose transporter 1-like
Exons: 6
Coding region: 200-1534 (444 amino acids)
Biological process (GO): transmembrane transport
Source: RefSeq, a predicted model, not a curated record
GAAAACGCCAUCUUUCACAUACAUAUCAUAGCCUUAUAAUAUUGAACACGUGUUGUAUUUACGGAUCAAUGAAACAUAAAACAUAAAGUAUAGAUGUGUCCUUUAACAUAAAACUGGUCCUAGAUUUUCUUUUAUGUGGUGUAUUAAAAUAUAUUAGAAAUUAGAAUUCAGCGGAGAAAUUCACUAUCAAGGAAAAACAAUGGUGUUUCAGGAUAUAAAUAAAAUAAACAAGGUGAUUAUGUUGACGUUGGUCUGGGGAUCGAUGGGAUUUUAUUUAGAAAUACCUGGUCCAACAAUGAUUGACAUCAAAAUAAUAUUCAGUGCAACAUACGAGGAGGUUUCUAGAUCAGUCAGUGGGCGUGGUGCUGGCGGGUUCUUCGGCGCUUUGAUUGGUGGAAUUUUAGUUGACAAAUGUAGCAACUCCCUAGAUUUAUUAAUAGCCCUAUCAGAGACAAUAGCAGGAUUGGCUAUAAUACUUGUACCGUACACGUACACGAUUAACACACUCUGGUUCCAUUAUUUUGCCCUUGGCGUCUGUAGUGGUGUCAUCGGAAUUGCUGGUAUCAGGUCUGUGAUUAUGCUUUGGCCAGAAAAGACGGCGGUUUCUCUUCAGUUACUUCAUGUUGGGUAUGGAAUCGGUGCAUUACUGGUCCCCCUAGUUGUAAAUCCAUUUCUUGCUGUCGUACAAUUUCCAAAACAGAAAAGCCCCAACAAGAAUAAGGAAGAUUUCAAGGUUAUUAAAGGAACACGAGUCCAUAUUGCAUAUAUUGCUAUAGGAAUUGCAACAAUGUUACUGUCUCUGGCAUUUUACCGUUUUCAUUUUAACCGUUACUUUUGCAAAGGAUAUAAAAGAGUUAAAACUUCAUCAGAGUCUUCAUCCAAGAAAUUAACAUUCAAAGAAAUGAUUAAUCCUGCUACAUAUUCUAAUGGACAGUUUUGUUAUGGUGUUUAUAUCCUCACUGUUUUGUUUCUAUAUUAUUUUACGCUGGUAGGUGGUAUGGAGAUGUUUGGACAGUUUGUUCGAUCUUUUAGUGUCACAGUUUUUAGGUUUUCAAAGUCAGAAGCGUCCUAUCUAAAUAUGACCUUUUGGCUGGGACUUACGAUUGGAAGACUUGUGGGAUCAGUGCUUUCUAGUUAUAUGCCAAUAAGAAAGCUGUUUUUAUUUCAAGUUUUUAUGCACCUUAUGUCAUCUUCAAUGUUAAAUAUGUACGCGUCUCUACGUCCUUCACUGUUAUGGUAUUGUACAGCGUUUGAAGGAUUCCUGAUAUCACCUCUAUAUCCAAGCGGUAUUGCAUAUGGAAAUACUCUAAUCGAAAUAAGCGGAAUGUGCUUAAUGAUUAUACAGUUUGCUGGAAGUUUUGGAGACUUGAGUUUUAUAUGGAUCGGUGGAAAACUGUACGAUUUGUAUGGACCUAAAUCAGUUUUGUAUAUUCUACAGUUAGUAGGAAUAGUUUUAAUUUUCAGUGCCGGAUUCCUUAGAAUCGGGGAGCGUUGUAAAAAAGUAAAGGAAAUGGAAUUAGUCGUAAACACAUAAAACAUUUGAACAUCAUUUUAUUUUCAAUUUUAUCUAAGUAUGAAUAUUAUAUACCAAAUACAAAUAGUUCAAAAAUAUAUGUUAAACAAGUGAUUAUCCCCAAAUUAAAGCCAGCAAAUGCACUAAAUGAUAACUGUGUAGGAAAUAUGUAACGAACAGAAAGUAUCAAAGAUAUUCACUUUAAACUUUUAGUACUUGUUCUCUAUCACAUUUGAAAUGCAUUUGUAGGGGAGGGGGAGGGGUACCUGAAAGAUCUACUUAUUUCUUUCAUGUAGCGGAGUGUUAUUUAGCAUGUUUAGAGCUGAAUUUAAUCUGAUUGUGAGCAAACCUUUAACCUAAUUCAAUAUAUAUAUUAGUGAUGAGAAUCUAUAGGCCUAUUGUAUGCGACAGAUGGACACUAUAAACAAUUAUUGAUCUGGUUGUCUACCUUACAAGUAAAACUUUCAUAUGAUGUGUAUUAUCAAAUUACAUGUAAUGUUUUAUAACGUGGGAAUUGUCAUGUACUUAAAUGAUUUUAGAAACACGCCCGGCAAACUGUCGCUCCACUUCAAAAUUGUGGUGUACGGAAAAACGAGCGAACGACAUUUCCGAGACCCAGCGGAAGGCCGAUUUAAAUCGCUAAUUGUAAGUAAUGUUUAUGUUUUUGUCUUGUAAUUCAUUUAAGUUGUAUUUUUUUUUUCGAAAAAAAAACACGAAAUAUGGGAUUGUUCAAGGCUUCCAAUGAUCUUAGCUGUUACAAAAAGAAAAUUAAAUUAAACCUGCCUGACGAAAUGAACGACGAUUUGUUGAAUAUCGAACUUUCAAAAAUGGAAACGCUCUACACUUCGGAUUUCUUGAAACAGUGUUUUAGACAAAUAUCAACACGUAACAAGAACAAGUCUUUUGUGCAAAAUAAACUUCUCCUGCUUGAUUUCUUAAAUUCUUAUAUGGAUUUCUUUCGGAAAGUAGUGGAGCCAAAGGGCAAGAGAUGGAGCGAAAGGUCGGUUGUUGCAUGAGCGCAAGGCGACAUUUAGUUGGCUUAAAGAGCGUUGUUUAUUAUUUUCUAAAAAAAAUCUUUCAAAGUUAAACUAGGCGUACUAUAAUAUGAAGCCCGAGAAAUAUGAUAAUAUAAUAAUUUACUUAUACUAUAACUAGGUCUAUUAAUUAUUGAUAAUUGUAGUUCGUACACCGACUGCUGCCUUUUUAUUUCGUUUGUUUUGUUCAUAGAUACUCUGUGAAUAAACAAACAGAAUUUUACAGAUACUUCUUUUAUCCGAAAACAAGAUUUGUACUGAAAAUAUGCAUUGCUUGAUGAUAAAAGUAAAAUGUUCUAUUUACACUUUGAAGGGAUAAUAAUGAACUAAACAACAAUGCAAAACAAGAGAGAAUAAGUAUCUUGAAACAUAACUGAAACACCAGUUAUAUCCUUUAGAACGACUGACACUUUGUGAACCAUUUUCAUAGAGAUUCCCCACUUUACAAAAGUCUUUCAAUUUUAUAAAAACGUGGCUUAUUUGUGUUAAACCUGAACGUGUACGUUAGAGCAAAUGAUUGCAGAAAGUCAUAGUAAAAUGAACUCUUCUUAGUUGAAUGGUAGUAGUGAUCCAUUUAAUGUGUCCCGUGUAUUUCAUAAUUUUGUCUCUGUUCUGCAGUUUGAAUAUCUAACUUUUCGAGAAACAUAACAUUUUGGCAAGAACAAUCGCCUUACACGCACCUCCUCGGAAAAAUUUGUUCGCGGUAGAACCGAAAAUAUUCGACUUUGUCGAAUUUACACGGACACGUGUUUUUAAAUUUACAUAGCCAUGUCAAAAAUCAUGAUAUUAUGCCACGCAUAUGAUUCAAUAUUGAGACCACAUCCGAGUUUGGAACAUAAAUAUGGAAUCUGCGGCAGCCAUAGGUGACACCCUGCCGAUAAUAUUUAUUACUCAAAGGUUAUAAGGAUAUCACGCUUUUUAGUUGUUUUAAAAGGCACUCAACACUUGAUCAUGUCUAUUUUACAUUCCAUAGCUUUAUAUAAAAUUUUAGAGACUAUACUCUCCUCCUCAUACGCCAGAUUAAUAUCGCCUUGCGCUCAACAUCAAACCUUUGGCUCCAUCUCUUGCCCUUGGGCUCCACUGCUUUCAAAAAGUAUCGAUAUACAGAUUUUAGAAAUCCACCAGAAGUCUAUAUGUUGCACGAAGGACAAGUUCUUAUUACGGGUUGAUAUUUUUCUAAUACACUUUUAAAAAAUCCGAAAGGUAGAGAGAGCAUUUAAUGCCUUUGAAGUUCAGUAUUCUACAAAUUCACUUUGUCAGGGAAAAAAGAUUCUACCGGGGUAUAUAUAAUUUUCUUUUUGUAACAGCUUAGAUCAUUAGAAGCCUACGGAACUACAUUUUUCGUUUUUCUAAAAAAUAUAACUUAAAUGAACUAGAAGUCAAAAACAUAAACAACACUUACAAUUAGCGGUUUACUCUAUUACGGAAAUGCAGUUCGCUGUUUUUCCGUACAUCGGAGCGACAGAAAGAUUUGUAACGACUUGCCUUUAAUACAUGUAGACAUAACGAUGUUAUCUACAUAGAUGUAGGUCACGGUCCACGGUGUAUAACGUGUAGUUUUAUUCGGCUUUAUUAUGUACAUUAAUAGUUAUGUGUUUUUCUUUGUAAGAGGAAAUAAUGGAUAAAAAUAAGAAGAGAAUGUUGUCAGCUACUUAAAAGGAUGAGAUACUGGUGAUAAAGCAUUGGGAGAAACUUUUCAAAAUGGUGUCUGAGUCGGUGUGUAAAGUGUUUAUGUUAUUUCUCGUGUGGGUAUCUAUGGGACUGUACCAAGAAAUCCCUGGACCUACAUUGGUUGACAUCAAACUUAUUUUCAAUGCUACGUAUGAAGAGGUAUCUCGUUCUGUAAGUGGGCGUGGCGCUGGUGGAUUUUGUGGUGCUUUCAUUGGUGGAUUUCUUGUAGAGAGAUUUGGCCACUCCUUAGACCUAUUAAUAGCCGUAUCCGAGACGCUUGCUGCGUUGGUUGUAAUGUUUAUUCCAUAUUCACACAACGUGAAUACCAUAUGGUUCCAUUAUUUCUGUAUGGGGAUAUGUGGUGUUACUAUAAAUAUUGCUGGUGUCCGAUCCGUUAUUAAUUUGUUUCCAGAAAAGACUGCUGUGUGUCUUCAGUUACUGCACGUGGGGUAUGGUGUUGGUGCUCUUUUGGUUCCAGUUUUAGUUAAUCCAUUUUUAGCUGUUAUAAAAACACCAGCAUUAAAAUCCGGGAACCAUGCCGAUUUGGAAUCGAUUCAAGUGAUAAGGGAAACCCAUGUUCAUAGUGCAUUUGUAGGAAUUGGGUUAGGGACACUUUUGUUAUCAACUGUAUUCUAUCGCUAUCAGUGCAAUAAAGAUAGAAGUACCAUCUAUAAACAAGUACUGACAGAUAACGAAGAAACUGGAAAUAUAAACGUUUCCACUGACAAAAUAAAACAUAUUGAUCGUAACUCAGAUGAAAAACUAAGUUACAAAAUAUGUAUUUUAAUUGUACUGUUUGUUUAUUACGUUAUAAUGGUUGGAGGCGAGGAAGUAUUCGGUCAGUUCGUUAGGACAUUUUCUUUAGACGUAUUCAAUUUUACAAAAACUCAAGCUUCUUUUUUAAACAUGACUUUUUGGCUUGGAUUGACAUUAGGUCGGUUAUUUGGGUCAUUAAUGGCAAAUUACAUUCAUAUAAGAAGAUUAUUUAUGAUUCAAGUUGUUUUCCAUGCAUUUUCAACCACACUUUUAUAUUUAUAUGCAUCAAGUAGUUCAUCAAUGUUAUGGUUUAGUACAGUAACUGAAGGAUUUUUGAUAUCACCAUUAUAUCCAAGUGGCAUAGCUUAUGGUAACACUCUUCUAGAUCUAAGUGGUUUUUGUUUAAUGGUUAUUCAGUUAGCUAGUAGUUUAGGUGAUUUAAGCUUUAUUUGGUUGGCUGGAAAGAUGUACGAUUCUUAUGGUCCAACAUCUCUUUUGUUUGGUCUACAAAUUAUAGGAAUUUCUUUGGUAUUUUGUAUUUUAGUAUUUAAAGUUUCUGAACGCUUUAAGAAAAAGGAAGUAAUCCAUAUUUCUGUAAAAAGUUGAUAUUUAUAUGUAGUUUUUCAAUCUGAUAUUUUUAUGUGUGUUUCAUUUCUUAUAUAAAAUGUUUAAUCUAUUUAA